Rhea pennata is the source of this 2229-nucleotide messenger RNA. It is a transcript of the gene CDHR4, whose product is annotated as cadherin related family member 4. The transcript has 19 exons. The record is from RefSeq and is a predicted model, not a curated record. Gene Ontology annotation, molecular function: calcium ion binding. Bases 1 to 2229 code for a protein of 742 amino acids. Gene Ontology annotation, biological process: homophilic cell-cell adhesion. NCBI's taxonomy places the organism in Eukaryota, Metazoa, Chordata, Aves, Rheiformes, Rheidae. Gene Ontology annotation, cellular component: membrane.
AUGGGGUCUUUUGUCAGAGGUGCAGCCCUGCUCGGCCUGCCACGCAUUGUCACUGUGAGUGAGGACGCAGCUCCAGGCACCCUCGUGGCCAAGGUGACCCUGGCCUGCAGCAACGUGAGCAGCAACCCCAGGGUCACGCUGGCCCGUGUUGAGCCUGGCAGUCCGUUCGACCCCAACGUCACCCUGCACAGUGUCGAGCCUGGUGAUCCCUUCAACCCCAUCGCUAUUAGCACCAACAACACGCCUGCCUCCACGUUUCAGGCUGAGAUCACACUGCGGGCUGGUGCAGCACUUGAUGCCCAGCGGGUGAACCAGUAUGUGUUGCUGCUGCGGCUUGCCUGCAACAGGGAGGAUGAGGCUGAAGGGCAGCUCUUCAUCAGGGUGAUGGCAGCGCAGGAGCUCCACUGUGCUGCCAAGUUUACCAGCAUAGAAGGAGACAUGGUGCAGGUCCCAGCAGAUGUGGCGCCCCGGACACCGUUAUAUACCGUCCUGCAGCCCCCUCAGCGAGGGGCAAUUUUCUACCUCAAAAACAAUGACACACCACUUAUCCUCACUGAACGGGGCACGGUGCUGGCACCUGCCAGUGGCUUUGACCCCAGAAACAGCACCCAGGUGUUCAGACUGGAGAUUGUGGUGACAGACAGGAAGGGACACAACUGCAGUGGGACCGUGACAGUGGAAGUGCUGCCACUGCGCCGUCCCCAGGUCAACUUCAUUGAGCCGUUGCGGGCUGUGACAGUGCCAGAGGGCACGGGCCCCUUGGAGGUGGUCACGCAGGUCCGUGCCAGUGGUGACAAGGUCCGCUAUGUCAUCCUUGCUCCAGUGGCACCAGCACUCUUCACUAUUGAUGCAGUGACUGGUGAGAUCCGCAGUGCCCACCAGAUAGACAUGGAGCACUUCCCGCAGGCAGCCCACACCCAGCUGCUCGUCCAGGCCUACAACAUGCUGAACCCUACAGACCACGCCACCAUGACACUCAACAUCACUGUGCAGAGGACAAACCAGCAGGCACCACGCUGCACCCCAGCCCUCUAUGUGUCCCAGGUGCCUGAGACAGUGCCCCACAGCAGCACCCUGGUGAUGCUGAGGUGCACAGACCCCGCCAAUGCCAAUGGCUCUCUGCAUUAUGCUGUGGAGGGUGCCCCAGCCUCACACUUCCUCUUCCGCAUGGAGGGGCCACAGCUGCAGGUCAAUGCCACCCUGGACUAUGACUCGGAGGCUGCAGCUGCCGUGGGUUUCCAGUUUGCAGCCACAAUUGUGGUGACGGCAGGAAGUCAGCCCUCACGGAGCACCCACGUGCCUGUGCUCGUGACGGUGACGCCUGUGAAUGAAUACACACCGGUGUGCCCUAAUGACACAGCCUUCACAGUGCUGGAGACUGCAGCUUUCGGCACUGCUGUGGGGCGCAUCGUGGGCACUGACCGCGACUACCCACGGGACAGCAUCAAGUACAGCCUCGAGGGGGGUGUGGGCUCUGCCCAGCCCUUCUCCAUUGAUGCACACACUGGCAAGAUCUAUGUGGUGGGGUCCCUGGACUAUGAACGACAGAAGAACUACAGGCUGACGGUGAGGCUGACAGACAGCCGCAAUGACCUGGACCCAGCAAACCGGCGAAGCUGCCUAUGUGAUGUGGCUGUGCACCUGCAGGCCGUGCUCAGUGAGGUGCCAGUGUGCACACCCGAGGUGCAGGAACUGCGGAUCACGUCUAAGCCAGCCACCCGCCAGCCUGUGACCCGCCUAGCAUGCCAGGGCAGCCACAACAGUGCCACACUGUCCUAUGCCAUCAUCAGAGGCAAUGAGGACAGGCAUUUUCGGCUGGAGGGGAACACCCUUUUCCACGUCCCCAAUGGCCUUGCUGAGCCCCGCACCUUCGUGCUGCUGGUGGAAGUAUGGGGUGGUCCUACUGUCCCACACCGCAGCACCACAGUGAUGUUGGUGGUGCAUGUCAUCCCCCGGACCACCACGGUGCUGCCCAGGACCACAGCCCAGCGCAUGACACUGCGGAAAGAGCCACUGGUCAUCACACGGACAGAGGCAACCUGGAACCCACCAGCCUGGUUCGUGACAGCAUUAACUGUCUCCGGUGCCCUGCUCCUGGCUGCCCUGGGCUGCAUGGCCCGAACCUUGCUGCAGAGUGCCCAAGACCGCAGCAAGCUGUUCCUGGGGAAGAGUGCAUCUCCUCGGAUAGCCAAUAAGAAGCCGCAGCCCGAGGGGAGGCGGAGUCGUUGA